Austrofundulus limnaeus is the source of this 6722-nucleotide messenger RNA. RefSeq names its product protein furry homolog-like. Gene Ontology annotation, cellular component: site of polarized growth; cell cortex. The record is from RefSeq and is a predicted model, not a curated record. Gene Ontology annotation, biological process: cell morphogenesis; neuron projection development. Lineage: Eukaryota; Metazoa; Chordata; Actinopteri; Cyprinodontiformes; Rivulidae.
AGGUGAGCCAGCGUAUCCAGACAGCGCACCCUAGUGGCCGUCAGGUCAUGCUGCACUACCUUCUACCUUGGAUGAACAACGUGGAGCUGGUCGAGUUCAAAUCGACCACACGGCGACCAGAGGAUGGUGGCAGCGGGGAGGAAGUGGAAGACGUCCACGACCAGGAGAUGAUGAUGGUCAACAGUCGCCGCUGGCUCCGUGGAGAGGGCUGGGGGUCCCCUCGUGCAACAACCAUGGUGCUAAACAACCUCAUGUUUAUGACAGCCAAGUAUGGAGAUGAGUUUGCUUGGUCAGAAAUUGAGAAUGUGUGGAUAACGUUGGCAGACAGUUGGCCAAAGAACCUCAGAAUCAUUCUGCACUUCCUCAUCAGUAUGUCAGGGGUCAACAGUGACCCUAGCCUCCUGCCCUAUGUGAAACGAGUGGUGGUUUARCUGGGCAGAGAUAAAACUAUGCAGCUGCUGGAGGAAUUGAUGUGGGAGCUUCAGCUGACUGAGCCCGUCAGCUCAGCUGUCACUCACAUGGACAAUCCCCCUUAUUACCGCAUCACCUCCAGUUACAAGAUCCCCUCAGUUACCUCAGGAACAACAUCCAGCAGCAACACCAUGGUGCCAGGAAAUGAUGGUCAUCAUGACAGCAAGACCAAAGACUCUAACAUGGAAGACAGUUACACCCAUCUGGACAUCUACUCGGGUCUGAACAGCAAUCUGAACCGCCAGCACCACCGUCUGGAAUCUCGCUACAGCAGCAGUUCUGGAGGUUCCUAUGAAGAUGAAAAGAGUGACUCCAUGCCGCUUUAUGCAAACUGGCGUUUGAAAGUGAUGGAUCACAACCAGCCAGAGCCUCUCCCCUUCCCUCCAACAGGGGGCUGCUGGGCCCCUCUAGUGGACUAUUUACCAGAGACUAACACACCUGCCAUACCYCUUCACAGGUGUAAUAUUGCCAUCAUCCUGCUGACAGAUCUUAUUGUUGACCAUGGGGUCAAAGUAGAGUGGACUGCCUAUGUGUAUCUCUUGCUACAUGCUGUGUUUAUAGGCUUUGAUCACCAGCACCCAGAGGUCUACGAGCACUGCAAACGCCUGCUGCUUCACCUGCUCAUUGUCCAGUCUGCCAGUAGCAGUGGUCCGUCUGUGGCCAAGGUGCUUCUACAAAACAGAGACUACAAUGAUCUACGAGUUCUAACUGUGAAACCAGCAACCCCCGAGCGCAACCUUACAGUUUCUGCAGGAACUCAGGAUAUUUUGGCAGAUUUCCAGCCGUCACCAGUGACAGACUCUGGUCUCAGCAUUAGCUCCACGUCCUCCAGUAUAAGUCUCGGGGCAGGGGGUAGUACUCAGUCCCACUUAUCCCCCACACUGCUCACUGAGGCAGAUGUUACAGCUGAGCACGACGAGGUGGCCAAAGCUCUUAUUGAGUUUAUUACAUCAAGAAAGCGAGGUCCGCUCUGGAAUCAUGAAGACGUGUCGCCCAAGAACCCCAACAUUAAGAGCGCCGAGCAGCUUAGUGUUUUUGUCCGACACGUGGUGAACAUCUUCAAACAGUCGCAGACAGAUGUCCAACUGGACUCCAUGCUGAGUGAAGUGGCUCUGAGAACAGCUCUGUCCUGCUCUUCUCGCCACUACGCCGGCCGCUCCUUCCAGAUUUUCAGAGCACUUAAACAACCUUUGACUUUGGCAACGUUGUCUGACAUUCUGUCCCGUCUGGUUGAGACUGUAGGAGACCCAGGAGAGGAGGCUCAGGGUUUUGUCAUUGAGCUACUUCUGACAUUAGAAUCGUGCAUUGACACUUUAGCAGACUCCAUCAAAAACUAUGACCUCCUUUCUGCUGUAGCACAAAGCUCUACCGGUGAACACCUGCUGGGCGUAAAGUUUGCUGCCAACAGGAAAAGCACGGGCCAGCUGAACUUCAGCAGUGGUGGACUGAUCCAUUGUGUCCACGCUCGCAGCAGCUCGCUCCGGACCAGCCUGAUGGGAGAGAGGAAAGCAGACCGACAGAGGAGCAACACCCUGGACAUCACAGACCGAUUCAGCAGUAACCACGCAAACCUGCUGCGCACAAAGAGCUUAUCGUCGCUCAGCGGAGGAGGGAGUACAGGGAGAGAACCCGUCCCACCCGUCGACCCCUCCAACCUGAUGGCCACGGUGUUCUGGAUCGCUGCCUCGCUGCUGGAGUCAGACUAUGAGUUUGAGUACUUGCUGGCGCUGCGGCUCCUCAACAAGCUGCUGGGACAGCUGCCUCUCGAUCGCACAGAUAGCAGAGAGCGUCUGGAGACUGUCCAGGCCAAGCUGAAGUGGUACAACUUCCCCGGCCUGCUGCAGCUCUUCCUCAAGGGCUUCACCUCUGCCUCCACACAGGAGCUCACCAUCCACCUGCUCAGCAAGCUGAUCAGUGUGUCCAGAUAUGCUCUGAUAGACCCCACUCAAGUGACAGGUUUUCCUUUGAACAUCCUGUGCCUUCUACCYCACCUCAUCCAGCACUUUGACAACCCCACGUCUUUCUGCAAGGAGACGGCUGAUAAGAUAGCGAAAGUGUGCGCAGAUGAGAAAUCUGUCACGCUGUCCAACUUGGCCCACAUGAUGAGCUUGUACAGCACACACAGCUACUCCCGCGACUGCACCAACUGGAUCAACGUGGUCUGUCGGUACCUCAACGAUGCCUUCGCAGAGAAGACCUUAAACCUGGUCACUUACCUGGCUGAGCUGCUGGAGAAGGGCCUUCCCUCCAUGCAGCAGUCCUUGUUACAGAUCAUCUACAGCCUUCUGAGUCAUAUUGACUUAUCAGCAGCACCUGUCAAACAGUUCAAUCUAGAGAUCAUGAAGAUUAUUGGAAAAUAUGUUCAGAGCCUGCACUGGAAAGAGGCCCAGAACAUCCUGAAGCUGGUGGUGUCUCGCUCAGCCAGCCUCGUUGUACCAGACGACGUGCAGCGCUCCUACAGUUCAGAAUCUUGUGGAUCCCCAGAGAUUGCCUUCACACGCAUAUUUAACAACUCAUCCAAGGAGCUGCCUGGCAAGACUCUGGACUUCCAUUUUGACAUCUCAGAGACACCAAUUAUAGGUCAUAAAUAUGGUGACCAGCGCACUGCAGCUGGUCGAAACGGAAAGGCUCAGGUGAUCGCUGUAACAAGGAGCACCUCCUCUACAUCCUCUGGCUCCAACUCCAAUGGGCUGGUGCCAGUAAGCUGGAAGAGACCUCACCUUUCUCAGAGAAGAACCAGAGAGAGGCUGAUGAAUGUCCUGUCCUUAUGUGGUCCAGAAACUGGCAUCCCCAAAAACCCAUCUGUGAUUUUCUCAUCCAAUGAGGAUCUGGAUUCUGCAGACCAGCAGACCAGCCUCAUCCAAACCGUGGAGGAAGUGGUCAGGGAGGAGGAAGUGCAAGGAGAGGAUACGGGCAGCGAGCAGCAGUUUGGCGUCUUCAAAGACUUUGACUUCCUGGAUGUGGAGCUGGAAGAUGCUGAGGAGCUGCAGGGGGAGAGCAUGGACAACUUCAACUGGGGCGUGCGCCGUCGUUCCCUGGAUAGCAUGGACAAAGGGGGCACGCCGUCUCUGCAGGAGUGCCAGUACACAGGCAGCAGCACGCCGAGCCUCAACCUCACCAACCACGAGGACACGGACGAAUCAUCUGAGGAGGAGGUACUGAGCGCUAGCCAGAUUCUCACCCGCUCCAGUCUUCUGAACAGUGACUCCGCCACAGAGGACACAGCUUCCAACCAUGUGGACUCUUUACAGCAGUCUCAAGAAUCGUCCAGCAGCGCCAUGACCGAGGAAGCAACCGUCCUGCCCACCUUGCCUUCCCUUCCCUCACUCCCCCGCCUGGAUAGCCCCAGUUUGGAGAUGGCCCACUCAGACAGCACCAGCAGCCAGCUGCCUGAGGACGGUGCAUGCAUGACGGUUGCAGACGAGCUGAGCAGCAGCAUGAGUGAGGACACGGGGUUCUGCAGUGUCCCCACUCUGCCCUCUGAUGCACCAGAGCUUUUUGACCUCCAGGAUUCAGAGGACUCCCAAUACACUCAGGAUUCCCAAGAGGCUCAAAACCCUCAUGAGGACCUGGAUCCAGCCCCCCCUCCUCCGUUGGCCAUUGACACCCCACCAGGGUCCUUCUGUGAAGAAGAAUCCCAAAUGGUCCUGCCCCUGUGCAUGCCCAUUUCACCAGAUCCCAAGCCUGAUCCUGAUCCUGAUCCAGAUCCUGAUCCWGAUCCAGACAGCACCUGUGGCUCAGUGUGGGAGGAGGAUGUGACCCAGGCCCUGAAGGAGCUGGAUGAACGCUGUGAGGAAGAGGAGGCUGACUUCUCUGGCAUGUCCAGUCAAGAUGAAGGUGACGCUGACGGCUUCCCAGAGCUCCAGGCCUCUCCGCCCCCUUCGCCCUUCCUCUCCGCCAUCCUGGCUGCGUUCCAGCCCGCCGCCUACGACAAUGAGGAAGACGCUUGGCGUUGCCAUGUCAACCAGAUGUUGUCAGACACAGAUGGGUCCUCUGCUGUUUACACGUUCCAUGUGUUUUCUCGACUCUUUGAGAAUAUCCAGAGGAAGUUUGGCUCUAUCACACAUGCGUCUGUUCGUUUUCUGGGAGAAAGGCUUCAGCGAAUGGGCAACCAGUUCCUCAGCUCCCUUGAAGUCAUGACAUCAUGCUCACAAUGUCCAACUGUGCUGCUGGAUGCAGAGACGCUGGUCUCUUGUGGACUCCUGGAGACACUGAAGUUCAGUGUGCUGGAGCUACAGGAGCACCUGGACACGUACAACGCCAAAAGAGAGGCAGCAGAGCUCUGGCUGGAGAACUGCAGAAAAACCUUCGGGGACAAAGACAGCAGUCAGCGACCCAUUACACAUGCACAGCAAAUGGAAAAUCUAGCAGAGUUGGAGUUGUGCCGGAGACUCUAUAAGUUGCACUUUCAGCUGCUUCUGCUGUUUCAGGCCUACUGUAAGCUUAUCAGCAGAGUGGACACCAUAAAGAGAGAGGCCGAGGUAACCAACAUGUCUGAAGAACUCAGUAUCCUGGAGAGCUGCCUGAGUGCAGCAGAAACAGGAAAUGAUGGUCAGGAGGAUGUGUGUAUGCCAGACAAUGUCCAGACCAACACAGAGACGGCGAUCCAGUCUCUGAUUGAAACUCUGAGAGCUCGAGACUUCAGCUCUGCCCUCACACAAGUCAAAAUCUUCAGGUCCUUGUGGCCUAACGACAUCUUUGGCAAUGAGACGGAUAACGCCGUUCACACCCUUCUGCACAUCUACUUCCGCCACCAAACUCUGGGCCAGACGGGCUGCCUGGCGGUGGUGGGUCCCAGCAGGGACCUGUCUCAGGCAAGCAGCCGCCUCAUGGAGCUCAACCUGCAGAUCCGUGAGGCUCUGAGUCAGGCCCAGGCCUGCCAGACCCACAGCACCAUGGUCAGCACUGGAUUGUGAGCCUGUGAUGCUGCAGACUGGACCAAAGUGGACAGAAAGACCACCUGUCCUGUACACAGGCGUCAGUCAGCUGUAGAGGGUAGGGGGUCUCAUGAGGACAGGAGAGACUCCAUACAAAGGGCUAAAGGAUGCGUGGGAAUAACUGUGACUCUAUAUUAUUACCUGUAUGAAUGUUAAUAUGUUUUCCCAGACUAAGCCAACCUGUAAAAUUCAGCUGCAAUAAGUCGUGUGACGGUGUGUCUGAGGAGGAGGAGAAACAGGACGUAGUGGGACAACUUUUAUUUUUCAUUUAUUUUAGUUAAUUUGUCCCCUCGGGGUCCUGACUUGUGAGUUGGUGUUAAGCAUGCACGGCAGUCGUAUGUGUGAGGUUACACCAAGAUUCAUAAGCCAAUACAGAGAAAUCAUGUUUAAAAGAACAUUUUCAAAUGCAUGCUUGAAAGAGAGAAGCAUCGCGAAAAUAUUUUUUUGGAGAAAUGUAUUUUUAUUAGAGCUAACAUCUUAGGUUGUAAAUGUUAGGAUAUUUAACAUGUAAAGAGGACUCUUGCCUUCAGGGAGUGUAUAAAGAUAAAUCUGAUUGCUUUGAGAGAAGAGUCCUCUUCUACAGCUCAUAAGUCACUCUUUAACCAAACAAGUAGAUGCCUUUAGACUCUUGACUGUGUGAUAAAUGUUGGGAGAUCUGUUAAACGCUCACACACAAAUGCAUUUAAUUGCACAUGAGUGCAGACUAGCUACAGCUCAUUAUGGAAGCGUAACUUAUUUUACUCUGUAUAUAUUUUAGAAACUGUAUAGUGUAAAAGCAGUAUUCCCCCUCUCCCUUGUACUUUUGUGUAAUGCACUGCUCAUCCAGAAUGGGAUGCAUGUAUAAAAGCUAAUGUGAUGAGAGAGUCAAAAUCAGGUUGAGUCAUUCUGUGGUCCAUUCCAUCUAUCAUUCUGAAGCUGGGAUUUAUUUUAGCAUCAGUUUUCUGUCUUUCCAAUAGUGAUGGCAGGGAGGUGUAUGAACCUUCAUUUCCUGCUGCACCCAGCCAACCUUACCCAUAUGCAUUCCUUAUCCACUGUGAUCUUUAUCAACACAGCUUCUGUUUCGAGCCUUAGAUAAAGCUUUGUCCACACGCUCAUCCUGCCAUGUUUUGAUGUCAUGAGGGGAAAACUGCACUAAACUCUGAAAGGCCCUUCUUGCUGCUGAGACUGCAGGACAUGGACUGUUAUUACAGUUAGAGAGCACAUGGCACACUCAUCUUUCCUCAUCUGGUACAAAUGUUUCAUUUGGGAGAUGCAUUGUUUGUUUCCUUUACAUCCCAGCCUUCUCUGGAGAAAAUAAAGACUUUGAUCUUUCAA